Molecule: messenger RNA, 2219 nt
Organism: Vitis riparia (riverbank grape)
Lineage: Eukaryota; Viridiplantae; Streptophyta; Magnoliopsida; Vitales; Vitaceae
Product: serine/threonine-protein kinase STY13
Exons: 6
Coding region: 888-2063 (391 amino acids)
Biological process (GO): protein phosphorylation
Cellular component (GO): plasma membrane
Molecular function (GO): protein kinase activity; ATP binding
Source: RefSeq, a predicted model, not a curated record
AUGAAUGGAACCCCGCGCUUUUCGCUCCUUUCUCAACAGAUUCUCGCCCCCAUUCUCUUCGAUUCAGUUUUCAUUCGUUUCUAUCUCUUGCCUCCUUUCCUUCUCCAAUACUGGAUUGGUUCGGGGAUUACUCCUCCAGAUCACAUCCCCCCAGAAGCUCUACCUCUAACCUGUACCCUUCACCUUCAUCAGCUGAUGCCAUAUGCCCUCCAACGACUCGUCUUCCAUCACGCUUGAAUUUCAAAACCCUUUGCGUUUUCGUCAACUUUGGGCUGGGUCAACCUUUUCGUCUGCCUUUCAUGCUUUUUUGAUUGGUUUUCAAGGCUUGUUUUUUUUUUUUUUUUUUUUGGGUGAUUGGUCUUUGCCUUAUAAUGGUGGGAAUUGGGUCGUUCUCCUAGGGUUUUUUCUUGUUUUUUAUUGCUUUUUAUAUGGUUGGUGAUGAGGAAUUUGGGUUUCUGAGCUAAGAAGUGUGAGUGUUUACUGAUAUAAAUAAAUAGUUUAAUUUUAUUGGGGCCGUUGUUUACGUAUAUUUCUUCUUCCUUUUUUUUUUCUCAAGUCAAUAUUGGAGGGAGUGGGGCUGGCGUAUUUGCAUUUUCGUUUCUUUCUUUUUUUGGAUUGAUUGAUGUUUUAUCCUUGGAAUGUUUUGGUCAGGGUUUGGAUUUUUUUUUUGCUCAUUUGAGCACUUAACUUUGCGGGUUUGAUGCAAAAUUCAUCGUUCUGAUUUGAUAGGGAUGAAAAUUCAGAUUCUUUUUUUAGAUUUUCUUUCCAUGAUUUCGAACAAGCCCCAGUGAACUGGGCUUUGCUUGCUUUCGAUUUUUUUUUCUAGGAUUUAAGAUUUCCAGCAAUCUGGUUGCUUACAAUAUUGGUUUAUUUUAUUUGAGAUUCUAAUGAUGGAUUUGAAAACCACGGAGGAAAUUGGAGGAGCUAUGAUUGCUGAGAAAUCGGAUUGCAAAGAAAGCAGUACGGGCUCGAAGGUGAAGGGUACAGGAAGCCUUAGUAAUAAAGAUAAGAUUUUUAGAGCGGAUAAAAUUGAUCUGAAAAGCUUGGAUAUACAGUUGGAGAAGCACUUGAGUAGGGUUUGGUCGAGAAGCAUCGACUCCCAAAGGCCUAAAGAAGAGUGGGAGAUAGAUUUAUCUAAAUUGGAUAUAAAGCAUGUUGUGGCUCAUGGGACAUAUGGUACAGUCUACCAGGGUACUUACGAUAACCAAGAUGUUGCAGUGAAGGUAUUAGACUGGGGAGAGGAUGGCAUUCCCACAACUGCUGAAACUGCUGCUUUGCGGGCAUCAUUUCGGCAAGAGGUUGCUGUUUGGCACAAGCUUGACAAUCCAAAUGUUACGAAGUUUAUUGGAGCUUCAAUGGGAACCUCAAAUCUUAAGGUUCCCACUCAGAGCCUUCCGCUUGCUGGUGACAGGUUUCCUACUCGAGCAUGUUGUGUUGUUGUGGAAUAUCUCCCGGGUGGGACGCUAAAACAGUACUUGAUAAGGAAUAGGCGCAAAAAACUGGCCUUUAAGAUUGUAAUUCAACUUGCCUUGGAUCUCUCCAGAGGUUUGAGCUACCUGCAUUCCAAGAAGAUUGUGCAUCGUGAUGUCAAAAGUGAAAAUAUGUUACUAGAUGCACAAAGAACGUUAAAAAUUGCUGAUUUUGGUGUUGCUCGUGUUGAAGCUCAAAAUCUAAGGGAAAUGACCGGUGAAACUGGUACUCUUGGGUACAUGGCCCCAGAGGUCCUCGAUGGCAAGCCUUACAAUAGAAGAUGUGAUGUCUACAGCUUUGGCAUAUGUUUAUGGGAAAUCUACUGCUGUGAUAUGCCUUAUCCAGAUCUUAGCUUUGCUGAAGUUUCAUCAGCAGUUGUUCGACAGAAUUUGCGGCCAGAAAUCCCCAGAUGUUGCCCGAGUUCUCUAGCAAACAUAAUGCGAAAAUGCUGGGACGCAAAUGCAGAAAAACGGCCCGACAUGGAUGAGGUGGUGAAGAUGUUGGAAGCAAUUGAUACAAGCAGAGGAGGAGGGAUGAUACCUGAAGACCAGACUCCAGUCUGUUUCUGCUUCAGCAAUGUCCGUGGUCCAUAAUUUUCUCGUCUUGUCUCAUUUGUUUAUGUCUUUCAUGUUAAACGUUGAGAUUUUCAUUUGAUUCCUACUCCUAGUAUGCAUAUUUUCCAACUGUCAAGGACAUGCUUCGACAAUGCAUAAAUGAAGAAAAUUGGCCAAAGUGAUUAAGAAACUUUA